Messenger RNA from Periophthalmus magnuspinnatus, 3196 nucleotides. Its product is annotated as prolyl 4-hydroxylase subunit alpha-1-like. Bases 238 to 1875 code for a protein of 545 amino acids. Gene Ontology annotation, biological process: peptidyl-proline hydroxylation to 4-hydroxy-L-proline. Lineage: Eukaryota; Metazoa; Chordata; Actinopteri; Gobiiformes; Gobiidae. The record is from RefSeq and is a predicted model, not a curated record. Gene Ontology annotation, cellular component: endoplasmic reticulum. The transcript has 16 exons. Gene Ontology annotation, molecular function: procollagen-proline 4-dioxygenase activity; L-ascorbic acid binding; protein binding.
CCUGUGUUGCGUUCACGUCUCGGAUCAGGCAGGGGAAGGAUUCUGUUUCAGUUUCUCUUCAAAAACUUCACUUUUUUCACAGAAUUUACCGGUUUAUUUUAGAGUUUCUGCUUCGGGCGCGUUUUCUGAGGCUCCCGCGGUCAGAUGACAGAGUUGCUGUUUGAGGACAAAGACCUGCUUUUGUCUCUGAAGGAUUAUACCUGAGCAGAGGAGGAUAAUCUCAGCAAAAACUAUGCGAUGGAGCUGGGCCGGACUCUGCUCUUUCACUGUCUCCUCUUCGUCUGCUCCUCUGCACACAGUGAUUUCUUCACUUCUGUUGGUCAGAUGACAGAGCUGCUGUUCGUGGAGAAAGACCUGGUUUUGUCUCUGAAGGAUUAUAUCAGAGCAGAGGAGGAUAAACUCGGCAAAAUCAAACAAUGGGCGAAUCGUCUGCAGGAGCUGUCCUCCGCCGCGACCUUUGACCCUGAGCUGUUUCUGGGGAAUCCUGUGAAUGCCUUUAAACUCAUCAAAAGACUGAACACAGAGUGGAGCCAGCUGGAGGCACUAGUGCUCACCGAUAUGAGCGACGGUUUUAUUUCAAACUUGACGAUUCAGAGACAGUUUUUCCCAACGGACGAGGAUCAAACCGGGGCCGCCAACGCCCUGAUCCGACUCCAAGACACGUACAGGCUGGACACAGAAACCAUAGCAACAGGGAGGAUACCAGGCAGCUCCUUUGACCCCCCUCUCUCCUCUGGGCUCUCGGUGGAGGACUGUUUCGACCUGGGCAGGGUGGCGUACUCCGAGGCCGACUACCUCCACACGACUCUGUGGAUGGAACAGGCCCUGAAGCAGCUCGAGACUGAGACUGAGACCGAGACGGAGACCAAGACUGAGACCGGGACUGUGGACGUGAAAACUGUCCUGGACUAUCUCGGCUAUUCUGUGUAUCAGCAGGGGGCACUAGAGAGGGCGCUGCACUACACCAAGAGACUGCUGCAGCUCGACCCCUCUCACCAACGAGCAAACGGAAACCUGAAGUAUUUCGAGUAUCAACUCUCCAAACACAGACAGACAGGAGCAGAGGAAAGAGGAGCAGAGGCGACAGGAGCAGACAGGGAGCGCUCUGACGACUACCUGCCUGAGAGGAAGGCCUAUGAGAGGCUGUGCAGAGGGGAGGGCAUCCGGAUGACUCCUCGGAGACAGAGCCGCCUCUUCUGCCGUUACCACGACAACAACGGCCACCCGAGCCUCCUGAUUGGUCCUGUCAAACAGGAGGAGGAGUGGGACCGCCCCCGGAUCGUGCGUUACCAUGACGUCGUCUCUGAGCGCGAGAUGGAGCGUGUCAAAGAGCUCGCCACGCCCAGACUGAAACGAGCCACAGUUCACGACCCGCAGACCGGAAAACUCACCACGGCUCACUACAGGGUCUCCAAGAGUGCGUGGUUGGGCUCGUUUGAACACCCAGUGGUGGAUCAGAUAAACUGGAGGAUUGAGGCAGUGACAGGACUCGACGUGUCCACGGCCGAAGACCUGCAGGUGGCGAACUACGGCGUUGGAGGACAGUAUGAACCACAUUUUGAUUUUGGACGAAAAGAUGAGCCUGAUGCGUUUGAAGAGUUGGGGACGGGGAAUCGUGUUGCCACGUGGCUUCUCUACAUGAGCGAUGUACAGGCAGGGGGCGCCACCGUCUUCACAGAUGUAGGAGCGUCCAUCAAACCAAAGAAGGGCUCAGCCGUGUUCUGGUAUAACCUGUUCCCCAGUGGAGAAGGAGACUAUCGCACUCGACAUGCUGCGUGUCCAGUUCUGCUCGGGAACAAGUGGGUUUCUAAUAAAUGGAUCCAUGAACGUGGACAAGAGUUCAGACGACGCUGUGGACUCAGAGAAACAGACUGACCUUCUCCUCCAAAAUCAUACACUCCUGUGUUACUGUAACAAUGGUCAACCUGGACUAAGAGAGGACUAAACCGGGACUAAACCAGGAAUGAACCGGGACUGAACUGGGACUAAACCGGGACUGAACCGGGACUGAACCGGGACUGAACCGGGACUGAACCGGGACUAAACCGGGACUAAACCGGGACUAAAGCGGGACUAAAGCGGGACUAAAGCGGGACUAAACCGGGACUAAACCGGGACUACACCAGGAAUGAACUGGGACUAAACCGGGACUAAACUGGUACUAAACCAGGACUAAAGCAGGACUAAAGCAGGACUAAACCGGGACUAAACCAGGACUAAACCUGGACUAAACCUGGACUAAACCUGGACUAAACCAGGAAUGAACUGGGACUAAACCGGGACUAAACCGGGAAUGAACCGGGACUAAACCGGGACUAAACCGGGACUAAACCGGGACUAAACCGGGACUAAACCGGGACUAAACUGGUACUAAACCAGGACUAAAGCAGGACUAAAGCAGGAUUAAACCGGGACUAAACCGGGACUAAACCAGGACUAAACCUGGACUAAACCAGGAAUGAACUGGGACUAAAGCAGGACUAAACCGGGACUAAACCAGGAAUGAACCGAGACUAAACCGGGACUAAACCGGGACUAAAGCGGGACUAAAGCGGGACUAAAGCGGGACUAAAGCGGGACUAAAGCGGGACUGAAGCUGGACUGAACCAGGGCUAAAUCAAAACUAAACCAGGACUAAACCGGGACUGAACCGGGACUGAACCAGGACUGAACCAGGACUGAACCAGGACUGAACCAGGGCUAAAUCAAGACUAAACCAGGACUAAACCGGGACUGAACCAGGGCUAAAUCAAGACUGAACCAGGACUGAACCAGGGCUAAAUCAAGUCUAAACCAGGACUAAACCAGGACUAAACCAGGACUAAACCAGGACUAAACCAGGACUGAACCAGGACUGAACCAGGACUGAACCAGGACUGAACCAGGACUGAACCAGGUCUAAACCAGGACUAAACCAAGUCUAACCCAAACCUCUCUUAAAGUCCAUAGAGGAACCAGACCGCAUGAAUUUAUAGAGAACAGACACUCCACAUUUAAAUCCUUGUGCCUUUAAGUGUCUCACUGCAGAUUUAUAUUUUAUCUAUUACACGUUUGUCAAUGACUGAAUGUGAAACUGUUUUAUGAACCCGGUUUUGUUAAAAGUUGCUGCAAAAACCAAUGCAAAAGUAUUAACCGCACUCCUUUAGUUUGUUAAAAUCAUAUGAAAUUUGACUGAAUAAACGACAUUUUUCACUGG